Messenger RNA from Engraulis encrasicolus (European anchovy), 4611 nucleotides. RefSeq names its product guanylate cyclase 2D, retinal (gene gucy2d). Lineage: Eukaryota; Metazoa; Chordata; Actinopteri; Clupeiformes; Engraulidae. The transcript has 20 exons. Gene Ontology annotation, molecular function: adenylate cyclase activity; peptide receptor activity; protein kinase activity. Gene Ontology annotation, cellular component: plasma membrane. The coding region runs from base 166 to 3588 and encodes 1140 amino acids. Gene Ontology annotation, biological process: receptor guanylyl cyclase signaling pathway; protein phosphorylation; intracellular signal transduction. The record is from RefSeq and is a predicted model, not a curated record.
AUUUCGGCUUCCUCUGUCUUCCUCCUCUGUUCCGUUUUUUUCAAUCUGGAUAGUCUGAAACUUUGAUUGGUGCGAUUGGCUGGAUGUGUCUCCUGAAUGGGGAUAACUAAUAUGGGAGUCAAUUAGAUGACAGAUUGUCCUCGUCCAGUCACUAUAGGGAGUUGAAUGGCCACGCAGGCAGACUCUAGCUGCAUGUUCAGGCUUUCCAACCACCCACGAUGGCACACAGGAGAACCCAUAUGGGAACAGCGAUCACGCAGGCCCCGAACCAACACCAAAAGCAACACCAAACCAGUCAGACGGAAGGAAAGUCCUGUAGACACCUCUCAAACAGCAACCAUGGUGGUCCACAGGCCCGGAUCACACUGGAUAUACCAGCUGCUGUUGCCACUGAUGAUGAUCGUGUGUAUGCCCUGUGAUGCCUGGGCCACCACCUUCAAGAUCGCCCUGGUGGGGCCUUGGUCAUGCGACCCCAUGUAUGCCAAAGCGUUGCCCGACCUCGCCGCCCGAAUGGCCAUGAGCCACAUCAACAAAGACCCCCGGCUGAAAAAGGGCUAUUGGUAUGACUAUGCCCUCGUCAGCGAGAAAUGCAAAACCUCGAGUGCCCUGGCGCGCUUUGCUGAACUGGAGAGCUACGGCUCGGCCUUCCUGGGCCCUGCGAAUCCUGGAUACUGUUCAUCGGCCGCCAUGUUGGCAAAGAACUGGGAUAAGGGGAUACUGUCCUGGGGAUGUCUCAAGCCGGACAUGGAUAACGGGUUGUACCCUAACUUCUUGCGCCCCAUGCCACUUUCGUCCCGUGUCCUCUUCGGCGUCCUGCGCUACUUCAAGUGGGCGCACGUUAGUAUCAUUGCUGAAGAGACCGAUAUGUGGGAGGCCACAGGGUACGAGCUGGCAUCAUCGCUUCGGACCCUUGGCCUACCAAUGGGCUCAGUUACAAUCAUGGAGGAUAAUGAUGAGGGUCCUCGCAAGGCAUUGGAGAAGAUUCGCACAAAUGACUACUACUCCAAAGUAAUCAUCAUGUGCAUGCACUCAGUGCUGAUCGGAGGGGAUGCCCAGUAUCGGCUGCUGACCACAGCCUUGAGCAUGAGGAUGAUAGACCAAGGCUACGUCUUCAUCCCCUACGACACCCUGCUGUACUCACUGCCCUACAAAAAUGCAGAGUAUCCCAUUCUCGCUGAAGACUCCGCGCUACGACAAGCCUACGAUGGAGUAUUGACCAUCACCAUGGACCAGGGAGAUAAGAACUUCUUUGAGGCCUUUCAGGAGGCACAAGGGAACAAUGACAUUCGCACCAGUGCCGCAGCUGAACAUGUUUCUCCAUUCUUCGGCACCAUCUACAACAUGCUCUACUACGUUGCCAUGGCAGUGGAGCAGCAGCGGUCCGCCACCGGCCGCUGGGUGUCGGGCACCUCGCUACCACUCGGCGACGGCGACUUUGAGUUUGAGGGCUUCAACCAGCCGGUGUUCGGAGGCACCUAUGGCGACGGCAUGCAGGUGAAGUAUGCGGUGCUGGACUCUGACGGUUCUAGCAACAGACUGACCCGUACGCAUAGCCUGGACGCCGCGCACACACCCGGCAGGCUUGGUGGGCUGAGGUACCUGGGGAACUCCAUCCACUUCGCCGGCUCCACACCAAGCAGCGACUCCAGCUGCUGGUUUAGCCCAUACACUGCCUGUUCAGGAGGUUUUGGUGGAACCAUACUUUUGCUACUCAUGUUGUUUGCCGUUGCUCUGGGGGGAGGAAUCUUCUAUUAUACAAGUGGUGGUGGUGGAGGUGGCGGUGGUGGUGGGGCAAUGAACACUAAAGUGGUCCUCAACCUGGAUGACCUGGUCUUCAUCAACACCCAACUCAGCCGAAGGAAACUGGAUGACAGCAUGUUGAGAAGUCAGAUGGAUAUCAAGACUACGACUCAGAACUCAGUAAUCAGCCGAAGCUACAUCACCACCACUCCUGAUUCUUCCAACGUCGCUGUCUUUGAGGGUGACUGGGUGUGGCUAAAGAAGUGCCCAAACUCUACUUCAGUGUCAAGUGUAAACGAUGCAGCUCAGCAGGCGUUUGCAAAAUACAGGGAUAUGCGACAUGAGAACCUGAACCUGUUCCUGGGGCUCUUCUUCGACUCGGGCAUCUUUGGCAUCGUGACGGAACAUUGCACCAGAGGAAGCCUGGAGGAUCUCAUCAGCAACGAGGAGAUGCGCCUGGACUGGAUGUUCAAGUCCUCCCUAAUGCUGGACCUCAUCAAGGGAAUGAAGUAUCUACACAACAGAGCCAUCGUCCAUGGACGUCUGAAGUCUCGAAACUGUGUUGUGGAUGGACGCUUUGUGCUGAAGGUGACUGACUACGGUUUGAAAGACAUUCUUGAAGCCCAGAAGGUCCCACUGGACGACAGUAAACCAGAAGAUCAGUUAUGGACUGCGCCAGAGAUACUGCGAAGCCCAAGUAUGACGCCCACAUACUACUGUGAUGUCUACAGCUUCUCCAUCAUCAUGCAGGAGGUCAUCUCGCGCUGCGGCCCCUUCGGCUCAUUCGACAUGCCAGCAAAAGAACUAGUAAGCAAGAUAAAGUCUCCCCCUCCACUGUGUCGGCCGGAGGUGUCAAUGGAUGAAGCACCUCUGGAGGUCAUCCAAAUCAUGAAGCAGUGCUGGAGCGAGGACCCAGACAAGAGGCCUAGCUUUGAGGAGAUCUUCCGGCAUUUUAAGAGUAUAUCCAAAGGGAAGAAGACCAAUAUCAUCGACUCCAUGCUGCGCAUGUUGGAGCAGUACUCUUCCAACCUGGAGGACCUGAUCAGGGAGAGGACAGAAGAGCUGGAGGUGGAGAGACAAAAGACAGAUGCUCUCCUCGCUCAGAUGCUGCCCAAGUCUGUGUGCCAAGCUCUGAAGACUGGAAAGCCAGUGGUGCCAGAGCACUUUGCCCAGGUCACACUCUACUUCAGUGACAUCGUGGGCUUCACCACCAUCUCGGCCCUGAGCGAGCCCAUCGAGGUGGUCGACCUCCUCAACGACCUCUACACAUGCUUUGACGCCAUCAUCAGCCAGCACGAUGUGUACAAGGUUGAGACCAUUGGUGAUGCAUACAUGGUAGCAUCAGGGGUACCCAACCGCAAUGAAAACCGGCAUGCAGCUGAGGUGUCCAACAUGUCCCUGGACAUCCUGCACAGUAUUGGGGCCUUCAGAAUGCGACACAUGCCUGAUGUCAAGGUCAAGAUUCGCAUUGGCCUACAUACAGGCCCUGUGGUGGCAGGGGUGGUGGGUCUUAAAAUGCCUAGGUACUGUCUGUUCGGGGACACUGUCAACACAGCCUCUCGAAUGGAAUCCACCGGGUUGCCUUACAGAAUCCACGUCAAUAUAAGCACGGUCCAAAUUCUCAGAGACCUGAAGUUGGGCUACAAAAUAGACACCAGAGGCAUAACAGAACUAAAGGGAAAAGGGACUGAAGAGACAUUCUGGCUGGUGGGUAGGGAGGACUUCACCAAGUUUCUACCCAUACCUCCAGAUCUCACCCCGGGGGCUAGUAACCAUGGCAUCAGUUUGGAUGAAAUCCCAGAGGACAGACGGCAAAAGUUCCUCGACCGUCAGAAGAAUAUGGGCUAAAAAAAAAACGUCUAGGUGAUGGUGCCUGCCUGCCUGCCCUCUCCUCUCGGCCCUGCUGCGGCGAUGGCUCCUGGGGCCGGACAUGGGGCUCCAGAGGGUAACCACCUGGAGCUACUGUACAGGAGGAGGCUGACGGGCAUCGAUGGCCCCCUACUGCCCUGGUCCUUCACUUCCACUCUUUUUUUCUGAUUUUGUUUUUCUUCUCAAAUCCUUUUUUUCAACGCACAAAACAAGAGUUCAAAUCAGCUGCCGGCAAUACGAGAGUUCCAGCACACGGCUAGAGGAGACGUAGAGGAAAGCGGUGCACAGCACAGCUCAGCAGCGAGGUGCCAUGAAAUGGCCUCUGUGGAGCACGGACAGAUGAGUGUCAUAGACAUUUCAACUACAAUGAAAGACUUUUUCGAAGUGCAAUCUGCACUUUGAGUUGUGGAAAAGGGGAAAAAAACAUCCUCUUCACUCUGCUAUCAACCGGCUGUAUACAUUUUCCUGCAACAUUUUUACAUUUUUGAAUCCAGCGUGUUCUGAUAGUCUUGACAGUAUUCACAAUAAUUUAACACAAUCAUGAUAUUCUCCAUUAAGUGGGCAGGUUGUAAUGUUAACACCAAAAAUAGGCAAUAUCCAAAUAUUUUUGUUGCAUUUAAAAUGUGUAAUGAAGAAAAAUGGUUCAACUGUACUCUGAAAGGCUUACUGCAGUAGCAUCUACGGAUGAAACCUUAGUAUUAGUUGGCCAUCAUCCAGUUCAAGCCACGUCCCCUUUCUUCCUGCGAGUCCUGACAAUGGACCCGGAGAAGAUGAACCAGUUGUGUCAAUCAAGCCCUAAUCCAAAGUUUUUUUUCCAAAUCUAAGAGGGGGAGCAUUUUUUUUUUGCAUUGCACUCGUUUCAAUACCACUUCCUGUGUUGCUAUAUGCAUGGCUGUCAUGGUUUUGACAGUAGAACUUUUGUAUCACUAAAUGAUGAAUUGCACUUGAUUGCUCGAUUGUUUAUAAACGGUCGUCACAGUGGUAUAUCAUCUGUGUCUUGAA